GAAAGAGCGGCAUCAGAUAAGAUUCCAAGUCCCACCUUUCAUUUCCCUCUCUUCUUCCCCCGCCUCUCUCUCUCUCUCUCUCUCUCUAACCGUCAUCUUCUUCUUCUUCUUCUUUGCCACUCCACUAAGCCUGAGGCUCCCGAACCAGUGCAGCUCUAUCAUCUCCCCAGCUCUAGUCUGCGGCGGCGACGACUCUCUCUUCCGCCUCCAGUUCUACGGUUCACCGGGUUGCUCCAUGCGUCUGUAGCGAAUUCGGUGAAGCAAAAAUAAGCAGCUAUCACUGCUGCAUAUUGUACAAAAUUUGCAUUAAUCAAAGACAAAAUGACUCCAGUUAUUCCAUCUUCUGUGAGCAAUAUUACCCCUAUUCCUGGAAAUGCCUUCUUGCGAAGGAAGAAUGAUCGAUCUAACCGAUGCAGCAUAUUAGGGACAUGGCCAACUCGCACCUCAUUCUCACAAGGACACAGUUUGCCUCUACCAUCAUCCAUUGUAUUGUUUCCAAGAUUGGGGUAUGGGCUGCGUUACAAAUAUAGGAGUCGCACGUUAUUUGCCACAGGAACUGAUGUAGCAACAGAGGAACAAAAUCCUCCUGUUGCAGAGGAAGAUUCCAGUGGAUCAUCUGAAAGCACACCUGGUGAAAUUGAAACAAGUGAGCAGACCUCUGUCCAACCUGAAUCAAGUUCAACGCCUGCUCAAGCUAGACGGUCAAGGUCCACUAGGAAAAGUGAAAUGCCACCCAUAAAGGAUGAAGAGUUAGUUCCUGGGGCAACUUUUACUGGGAAAGUAAGAUCUAUACAGCCAUUUGGUGCUUUUGUUGAUUUUGGAGCUUUCACCGAUGGCCUGGUACAUGUUUCCCAGUUGAGCGAUCGCUUCGUUAAGGAUGUUGGAAGUAUUGUCUCUGUUGGACAAGAGGUAAAGGUCAGGUUGCUAGAAGCAAAUAAUGAGACAGGACGGAUUUCUUUAACCAUGCGUGAAAGUGAUGACACUAGCAAGCCGCUGCAAAGGAGAGAUGCACCUGCAAGUGGCGAUAGGCCUAGACCUUCUAGGAAAAGUAAUGUCGGACAGAAGAGAGAUGAAGGCAAGAAAAGCACGAAGUUUGUAAAGGGGCAAGAUCUUAAGGGCACAGUUAAGAAUUUAACCAGGUCUGGUGCUUUUAUAUCUCUUCCUGAGGGAGAAGAAGGGUUUCUGCCAACAUCAGAAGAGUCUGAUGAUGGAUUUGUCAGCAUGAUGGGGGGCUCCUCGCUUGAGAUAGGUCAAGAGGUUGAUAUUCGAGUUUUACGGAUAUCAAGAGGACAGGUUACAUUGACAAUGAAGAAAGAAGAAGAUCUUAAGAACUUAGAUGCUGAGCUUAGCCAAGGUGUUGCACAUGUCGGAACAAACCCUUUUGUGCUGGCAUUCCGGAAGAACAAGGAAAUUUCUGCAUUUUUGAAUGAGAGAGAAAUAUUGGGGAAGCCAAUGGCACCAACCGCUUCUGAUGAAAUACAAGGAAAAGUAGGGAAAAGUGAAACUGCAUCAGUCACUGAAGUGCUGAGUCAACCGGCAGAUAGCAGUGAAACGAUAGCUACAGUCCCUUCCACUGUGAAUGGAGAAACUGCAGGUUCUUCAGCUAGUGUGGAUGUGGGUGACAUUAAAGUUGAUGAGAAUUCACCCAGUUCCACCGUUGAUGAAAAGGAAUUAGAAACUGUGUCUUCGAGCUUGUCACAAAGUGUGGAUGGUGCUACCCAAGCAGCUGUGGAAGAAGCGGAGGUCAGUCCUAAAGCCUUGACUAUUGAAGGGAGUGAAUUAUCCCUUGAGUUGGUAGCUGAGGAGGCUUCUCCAACAGAUGAAUUGGUAGCUGUGGAGGCAGCUCCAACGGGUGAAUUGGUAGUUGAGGAGGCUGCUUCAAAUGAUGAAAUGAAGAGUAAUGAAGUUCCUGAAUCCUCUGGGGAGACAACUAGUCAGCUCUCAUCUUCAGAAAGCCCAACAGCCAACGAAGUGACAAAGAGUGAACCAGAAAGUGUGGCUUCAAGCUUGUCACAAAGCGUGGAUGGUGCUACCCAAGCAGCUGUGGAAGAAGCGGAGGUCAGUCCUGAAGCCUUGAUUACUGGAGUGAAUGAAUCAUCUGUUGAGUUGGUAGCUGAAGGGGUUUCUCCAACAGAUGAAUUGGUAGCUGUGGAGGCUGCUCCAACAAGUGAAUUGGUAGUUGAGGAGGCUGCUCCAAAUGAUGAAAUGACUAGUAAUGAAAUUCCUGAAUCCUCUGGGGAGACAACUAGUCCGCUCUCAUCUUCAGAAAGCCCAACAGCCAACGAAAUCGCAACGAGUGAAUUAGAUAGUGCCAUUCCAAAGGAGGAAGAACAAAUUGAAAGAACUAAAACUUUAGAUGAAGUUGCUGAUGGAGUAUCUGGAAAAGGAAAUGAGAUAGGGACUUCUACGGAUGACAAUGGCAGCAUGAUUGGCUCAGAUUUGCAAACAAAUGAUUCUUCUCCGGAUGCUAAAGGUGAGGCGGAAAUUAAUGGAUCUUCUGAUAUACCCGGAGUUCCUGCAGAUGAUCCAAUCCUGUCUUCAGACAGUUGGAGUGAAGAAGUUGAAGAGACAAAACUUGAAAGUGCCACAAAGGAGCCACUUGAACCAAUAUCUUCAGGUGAUUCUGUAGUAUCUUCUGAAGCGCCAGUUGAAGACGUCACCGAGGAAAAUGGCACUGUUGCUGUAUCUAAUGGAAAUGCUAGCGGUGGUUUGCCAAAAGAAAGUGGACCAAAAGCCAGUAUAUCACCAGCUCUUGUAAAGCAGCUUCGUGAAGAAACUGGUGCAGGAAUGAUGGAUUGCAAAAAAGCUCUGUCAGAGAGUGGUGGUGACAUCGUGAAGGCUCAGGAAUUCCUAAGAAAGAAAGGCUUAGCUAGCGCAGAAAAGAAGGCCAGUAGAGCAACUGCUGAAGGCAGAAUUGGUUCCUACGUUCAUGAUAGCAGGAUCGGAGUCCUAAUAGAGGUGAACUGUGAGACUGAUUUUGUCUCUCGGGGUGACAUUUUCAAGGAACUGGUUGAUGAUCUAGCCAUGCAAGUGGCUGCAUGCCCUCAAGUUCAGUAUCUGGUGACAGAGGAUGUCCCAGAAGAAAUUGUCAGCAAGGAAAGCGACAUUGAGAUGCAAAAGGAAGAUCUCUUGUCAAAGCCUGAGCAGAUUAGAGCAAAAAUUGUUGAAGGGAGAAUCAAGAAGAGGCUUGAGGAGUUGGCACUACUGGAACAGCCUUACAUAAAGAAUGACAAGAUAGUAGUAAAGGACUGGGUGAAGCAGACAAUUGCUACCAUCGGUGAAAAUAUCAAAGUUAGAAGAUUUGUGCGUCUCAAUCUUGGAGAAGGAUUGGAGAAGAAGAGCCAGGAUUUUGCUGCCGAGGUCGCUGCGCAAACAACAGCAAAAUCUCAAGCUCCUCCAAAGCAAGAGGAACCUGUCGCUGCCAAAGCUGAGGAAACCAUUCAAAAGCCACCGACGGUAGCAAUAUCUGCUGCACUUGUCAAGCAAUUACGCGAAGAAACUGGAGCAGGAAUGAUGGAUUGCAAGAAAGCUCUCUCUGAAACAGGGGGCAAUCUUGAGAAGGCACAAGAGUACCUCAGAAAGAAGGGUUUAUCCACUGCGGACAAGAAAUCAAGCCGCCUCGCUGCUGAAGGCCGAAUUGGUUGUUACAUCCACGACUCUCGCAUUGGAGUGCUAGUUGAAGUUAAUUCUGAGACAGACUUUGUGGGUAGAAGCGAAAAAUUUAAGGAGCUGGUCGAUGAUCUGGCAAUGCAAGUGGUAGCCUGCCCUCAAGUAGAGUUUGUUUCCAUUGAUGAAAUUCCUGAGAGCAUCGUGAAGCAAGAGAAGGACCUUGAGAUGCAGAGAGAGGACCUCCAGUCGAAACCAGAGAACAUUAGAGAGAAGAUCGUGGAGGGACGAGUUUCUAAGAGACUCGGAGAGCUUGCUCUCCUAGAGCAACCGUUUAUCAAGGACGACUCUCUAUUGGUGAAGGACUUGGUGAAGCAAACCGUCGCCGCUCUCGGCGAGAAUAUAAAAGUCCGGAGGUUCGUUAAGUUCACUCUUGGGGAGACAAUUGAAGAUGCAAAGGCAGGAGAUGAAUAGAAGAUGCAGCUGAUACCACCGUUGGAUGAUCGGUGACACCAAUUUUAGGAGAGAGAGAAUGAGUUUUGAUCUUACAUACUGAGAUGAUAUCAAAGUUCGAAUUGCAAUGAUAAUUUGUACGGUGAAACACGCAAAUGCCGCAUUUGGAUUCUACAUUUUGGUGACGACCAUAGAAGAGAGCUUCGUAUUUCUUUUAUCCGCGUUAA
Rhodamnia argentea is the source of this 4286-nucleotide messenger RNA. Its product is annotated as polyprotein of EF-Ts, chloroplastic. The transcript has 5 exons. Gene Ontology annotation, cellular component: mitochondrial matrix. Gene Ontology annotation, molecular function: protein binding; translation elongation factor activity. The record is from RefSeq and is a predicted model, not a curated record. Gene Ontology annotation, biological process: mitochondrial translational elongation. Bases 322 to 4080 code for a protein of 1252 amino acids. Lineage: Eukaryota; Viridiplantae; Streptophyta; Magnoliopsida; Myrtales; Myrtaceae.